Vittaforma corneae ATCC 50505 is the source of this 921-nucleotide messenger RNA. RefSeq lists its product as uncharacterized. Gene Ontology annotation, molecular function: ATP binding; RNA helicase activity; translation initiation factor activity. The transcript has a single exon. The record is from RefSeq and is a predicted model, not a curated record. Gene Ontology annotation, cellular component: cytoplasmic stress granule. Bases 1 to 921 code for a protein of 306 amino acids. Gene Ontology annotation, biological process: cytoplasmic translational initiation. Lineage: Eukaryota; Fungi; Microsporidia; Nosematidae.
AUGGCCACUCCAAUGCAGGAUGACAAAGAGGUGGCAAAAGAGCUUCUUGUUUCUCUGAGAGAAGAUACUAGCAAAGUCUCAAAUCUAAACAACGAUCAGCUAUAUUCACUGCAGCUCAAAUCUGGGCAGGAGCUGAUUGCUAACUCAACAUUUGAGUCGAUGGGUCUGAAGAAUGAAUUGAUACAGGGAAUGUACUCCAUGGGACUUGAAAAGCCAACUCUCAUCCAGAAUCUCGCCAUUCCCCAGAUAAUUAAGGGGAAGGAUGCGGCAUUUCAGAGUAAAAGUGGCACGGGAAAGACCAUCGCAUUUGCAUUGGGCGCUCUGCAGAAAGCAGAACCAAAAAAAGGCCCACAGGUUUUGAUUUUAUCACCAACAAGAGAGCUUUGCAUGCAAAUUGGAACUGUCAUUAAGAAGCUGGCAGAAUUUGUUAGCCUAAGUGUCUGUUUUGCACUUGGCGAUUUUGAGAAAACGGCAAUUACUGAAGAAAUAGUAGUUGGCGCACCUGGAAAGAUUAUAAAUCUUGUUAACAAUUCCAUUUUGAUCCCCGAAUCCAUGAAGAUGCUAAUAUUAGAUGAGGCCGAUGAUUUGAUCUCAAAUCAGGCCUUUAUUGCUUUGACCUUAAAACUCUUGAAAAAAUUUGAAAAGACACAGAAAAUAUUCUUUUCAGCCACCUAUUCCGAACUUUCACAAAAAGCGUUGUCAAAACUGGCGCCAAAUGCCGACAAAUUUUUGGAAAAAAACGAGAAGGCAGACAAAAUCCAGCUGUAUUACAUUGAAGUUCCUAAAUCCAAGAAAAUUGAUGCUCUUAAGUCGCUAUUUGGAUACUUGACGGUUGCACAAAGUAUCAUCUUUGUGGCAACAAAGAACACAGCAGAUUUCGUUGCAAAAGUGAUGCGUGAUGAUGGUUUUCGGUCUCUUUGA